This is a messenger RNA of [Torrubiella] hemipterigena, 723 nucleotides long. Lineage: Eukaryota; Fungi; Ascomycota; Sordariomycetes; Hypocreales; Clavicipitaceae. The record is from the annotation of a GenBank genome assembly.
AUGGCCGUCCCAAUACUACCAGACCAGCCAACCACGUUUCCAUUCUUCCUCAAGCUCCCAUACGAUCUUCAAGUUCAGAUAUGUGGUUUAUUCUGCGCCCAUUGCCGUAAUGACCCACCACCCCUCGUUAUAUACGAGGAUGAUAUGUGGGAUAAACCCCUGCGAGCACUCUCACAGACGUGCCGCGCUGUAAAGGACAUUGCGCAACCUAUGUACUUCCAUUGCCCGUACACUCGUAGGCACGGGCAGUUCAUUCGGCAUAUGAGAAGAUACGCCCAUCUUGCUCAGCAUGUCCGCGUAUUUGCCGACCACAAAGCUGCAUUGGUCGAGAAGCUGGGAACGCAAUUACAUCAACGAAUCGGAUAUACUCUAUCUCAAACAGCUGCUGGUGAUAAGAUACCAUAUACCGCCAUUCGCAACUUUUUGAAGAAGUGCACAUCGCUGCAAAAGGUGUCCUUCUCACACGAAGACCCCGGCCUGUGGAAAGAAGAGGGAUCCCUCCUAUUUUAUCCCAAGCAAGCAAUUAACACGCUGAGCCCGGUAGCAGCAACGCUUGAAAGGCUUGUAUUAUUCUGUGGCCAUUCUAUGAUUCCCAAUUUAGCUCAGUCGUCGCUUCUGACGGAUGAGCUUCAUGCCUUUACACGCCUUACUGUUCUCGACCUUGACGAGCAGAAUGUGGUAUCCUUCGUUGGAAGAGGAACAGUACCUGGACGCGGUCAGUGA